Protopolystoma xenopodis is the source of this 258-nucleotide messenger RNA. The record is from the annotation of a GenBank genome assembly. NCBI's taxonomy places the organism in Eukaryota, Metazoa, Platyhelminthes, Monogenea, Polystomatidea, Polystomatidae.
GAACUGAACGAUUUGUUCGCAUGGAUCGAUUCUUCUGACUCUGGUUACAUAAAGCUGGAUGAUCUGGUUGCUGGACUGUUGCAGGAUCUGCCAACGACUAGCUCCAGGGACGCCUUAACGAAACCGAAUUUGAGUCCCGUUCCCCGGAAGCUGCAACCCAAUGCAGACCAAAGUCGCGUCUCGCCGGCAACCGCCUCACUAAUGAUGCAGCUUGCCUCGGGUCCCGGGACCGCAUUUCGCACGGAUGACAAUGGGUAA